Molecule: messenger RNA, 1800 nt
Organism: Marmota flaviventris (yellow-bellied marmot)
Lineage: Eukaryota; Metazoa; Chordata; Mammalia; Rodentia; Sciuridae
Gene: Lman2
Product: lectin, mannose binding 2
Biological process (GO): endoplasmic reticulum to Golgi vesicle-mediated transport
Cellular component (GO): endoplasmic reticulum membrane; endoplasmic reticulum-Golgi intermediate compartment; COPII-coated ER to Golgi transport vesicle
Molecular function (GO): D-mannose binding
Source: RefSeq, a predicted model, not a curated record
AGGUGCCUGGAACCUACAAGGUGAUGGAACGACCCUCAACCAGGACAGGGGGCUGCCCAUCUAGUAAAGCUGCCACCCCCUCGGCUGAGAGGCUUUGUUUUUUAACUCCCCGGUGACACUAGAGUUGGAGGGUUUCCGGCCGGAGGCCAUUAGAUAGGACAUCCGGAAGGCGGAAGUCCUAGGGCGGAAGUGGCCGAGAGGAAAGGAGAAUGGCGGAGGAGGGCUGGUUUUGGCGCUGGGGCUGGGGCCGGCGGUGCCCAGGGAGACCUGGGCUUCCUGGCCCCGGCCCUGGCCCCGUUACCCUUCUACAUCUUCUUCUGUUGCUGGCGUCAGUGGCUGCGGAUAUAACUGACGGCAACAGUGAACACCUCAAGCGGGAGCAUUCGCUUAUCAAGCCCUACCAAGGGGUUGGUUCCAGCUCCAUGCCUCUCUGGGACUUCCAAGGCAGCACAAUGCUUACGAGCCAGUACGUGCGUCUGACCCCCGAUGAGCGCAGCAAAGAGGGCUCUAUUUGGAACCAUCAGCCUUGCUUCCUCAAAGACUGGGAGAUGCACGUCCACUUCAAAGUCCAUGGCACAGGGAAGAAGAAUCUCCAUGGAGAUGGCAUCGCCUUGUGGUACACCCGGGACCGCCUUGUACCAGGACCUGUGUUUGGAAGCAAAGACAACUUUCACGGCUUAGCCAUCUUUCUGGACACAUACCCCAAUGAUGAGACCACUGAGCGUGUGUUCCCGUACAUCUCAGUGAUGGUGAACAAUGGCUCCCUCUCCUAUGACCAUAGCAAAGAUGGACGCUGGACUGAGCUGGCAGGUUGCACGGCCGAUUUUCGCAACCGGGACCAUGAUACCUUCCUGGCUGUGCGCUAUUCCCGGGGCCGUCUGACGGUGAUGACUGACUUGGAGGACAAGAAUGAGUGGAAAAAUUGCAUUGAUAUCACGGGAGUACGCUUACCCACCGGCUACUAUUUUGGAGCCUCGGCUGGCACUGGAGACCUGUCUGACAAUCAUGACAUCAUCUCUAUCAAGCUGUUCCAGCUAAUGGUAGAGCACACACCUGAUGAGGAAAACAUCGACUGGACCAAGAUAGAGCCUGGUGUCAACUUCCUCAAGUCACCUAAAGAUAACGUGGACGACCCCACGGGGAACUUCCGCAGCGGGCCCCUGACAGGGUGGAGGGUGUUCCUGCUGCUGCUGUGCGCGCUCCUGGGCAUCAUCGUCUGUGCCGUGGUGGGUGCUGUGGUGUUCCAGAAGCGCCAGGAGCGGAACAAGCGUUUCUACUGAGCGCCUGGCGUGGCGGGAAGAAGCUGAUGUUGGCCCCGGCGCUAAUGUGAACUGUUUUUUUUACUCGGAUUGUAAAAGAAAAUAAGAUGACCUUAUUUCUUAACUGUUUCAAAGAAAUGAUUAAAAGUAUUUUCGUACAUUUUGCUUCUUGCCCAGCAGGGACAGGUGGCAGGCCCAGGAUUGGGGUGUAGCAACUCCACAGCUGGAGACGAGCCUCUUGCCCUGGGGUGGCAUCUCAGGAGUAGGGGCUUCUGUACCUGGGGCGGAGCUGAGGCCCUACAGGAGGCCGUUGAACACUGGAGGGCCCCCCAGACCACAUUGGGGUGGCUCCUGAGGACCCAGAGCAGUGGUGUUGUCCUAAGGUGUGUGUUGUGUGUGGUGGCAGACAAGGCCCAGGUGGGGAACAUGAGCCUUCCUGUUCCCUGCGCUUCUCAAGGCAGACUCAGGUGAUGCUGGAGGAGCUGCUCGGUGGGGCCCAGAGUGUGACUAUUUGCUAAAUAAAGUGGAAUAGCCAACCUCA